AUUUGCAAACCACUCAAAAAGUCUUGUUUCAAGGCCAAAGCCUAGUCUGCCUCUUAACCUAUAUUGUUUUUCCGACAUCUUCUGCUCCCUCCUUUCCGUUCGACUGUCCUUCACUAUGAGGAAAAACAACUGUCAAUCAGUAUCCUGUGCACAAGUGCUUCUUCCUUGUACCUGUAUUCUCAGCUCUUGGAGUCAUUGUACAUGUCUUGUUUUGUAGGUGUGUACACGCAUAACUCAUCCACACAGGCAGGCAAUGAAACGCUUGCACGAAGAGUUUGUGUAUUUUUAAAGGCAUUGUUUCGUCCGAUAGCGUAUUUAGUUUCAUGUUCAGAUUAUAAAUACGCUCACGUGUUACACCUGUGACGUGGUGUGUUCAGUGGCAGCAAGAUAUUUUCCUCAUCCGUCACUGUGGUGUGUUUGGCCUCAAAGGUCAGUCUGUGUGAAGACAAAGGCUCAGAGUGACCAGUAGGAUUAUCACUUUUAAAGGUAUCAACCUUGACGGGGCCCAGACGCCUGAUCUAUUAAAUUGCAGCUCAUAUUGUCUGCGGGCGACGCAGAGAGACAGGUGCUGGUGCCAAGGUAAACAUGUCUGGAGGAAGAGGAGGCAAGUGACAAAUCCAUUAAAAAUACAUCUGUUUUAUAAAAAUCGAGCCAGUGUCUUCCCGGAUGAGUCCAGGCUCAGGAACGUUAUGUUUAAAACCAUUAUCUGACUGGAGCUCGUCCAUCUCUACCAGCACCAGCUCUGCUUCAAACUAUCAGUGAAGGAGUCUUCCGUGUUUGGCUAACAGAACAGGUCACCACCCGCCUUUCCAUCCAAUGCUGUGUUUAAAUAUGAGACGGGUGUGACAGCUGUUAUGAAUCCAGACAUACACACUGUUGCAUGUAUAUGUUUAGGUCAGUCCCGGGGCAAAUAAAAGGAGCAAAUACAUCUCAGCAUUUGUUUUAACCUACUUAGAGUACAGCUGACAGUCUCAGUACAGUUUCUUGCUGAGAUUUAUGUUUGUGUGCUAAGUACUGAGCUGUUACCUGGAGCUAAUCACUGGGCCAAGAUGUUGGCAAGGAAUAGUUAGCGUUAGCAUAUAACUCCACAUAAAACCACAACUUUUUGUUUUUACUUUACUGUUUAUGUAGGAUUAAACAAACAAGAACGUGAUUAUUAGUUCACUUUCAUGGAGUCGAUAGGCAACACUUUAAAUGCGGGAAUCACUUUCUGUGGAUGAGAGAUGGAAUCUGUGCUGUGAUACGUGAAUGUUGAGACAGGCUGAACAUAAAUGGGGUAAAGCUCAACUGGAGGGUAACUGUACAUUGAUGGGAGAGGAGUCAGGCUCCAACUGGGUGAGGGUCUGCAGAUUUCGCCAACGAUGGACAGCAACAACUCCCACACUCUGUUCUCCGAGGAGCGGCAGCUCAUCUACGCCAUCACCAUACCACUUUCGACCUCCAUCAUCCUGUCCAACCUCUUCAUCAUCUUUGGCAUCGCCUGGAACCGCCAGCUCCACAACACGCCCAACUACUUCUUCCUCAGCCUAUUAGUGGCUGAUUUGUGCACGGGCAUGGCACUCCCUUUUAUACCGUUGAUGGGUCUGAACCGGGAGUUAAGUUUUACUUCUUGCCUUGGGGCUCACAUCUUCCCAAACUUCCUCUUCCUGGCGUUCCUUCUCAACCUGGUAAUGGUCCACUAUGAGCGCUACAUUUGCAUUGUUGACCCCCUUCAUUACAGUAACUUGUGGAUGCAUCGCAGUUUUCCUCUAGCGUUGCUUGUGGUGUGGGCGCCACCACUUUUAUACGCAUCACUACCUGCUUUUGGGUGGAAUAACUGGACAGGGCCAGAUUGGAACAGCUGUUGUGAAAAUGGCCAAACAUUUUCAAACUGUUCAACAAACAGUACCACCUGCUGCUCGUACAGGCGAGUGUUCCCCAAUGCUUUCAUCUACUUGGAGGUGUAUGGACUCGUCUUACCUGCGAUUCUCACCAUCGCUGGUAUGACUGGCCGCGUUCUGUGGAUCACCCGUGGCCAGCUGAAGGACAUUUGUCGUCUCCAUCGUUCUGUGGAGCGGGGAAGUCAGGCCUCAGACCGGGAGCACAGGCUGAACCUGCGGUACACUCGCUGCGUAGUGGCCGUGUCACUAACGUUUCUCGCAUGCUGGGUUCCCUAUCUCAUUUACAUGCAUGUCUGCAUAGCCUUCCUGAUAAGUGACACCAAGUGGAGCUCCACCACUCACAUCGUGCUCUCUUGCACCGGUAUUGGAAGCAUGGCUGUGGUGCCGCUGGUGCUCGGCCUCGCGAACAGGCAGUACACGGAGCCUGCACGCAAACUUCUGCAGAAACUCAGAGACAGGUGGAGGCGAAGGACACAGGGAUCAGACGAGGUUGCAGUCUAAAAUGAAUCUGAACAUUUAUGAAGAUGAAUCAGCAGGAAAUAAUGCAGCUGGAUGGACUGCAUGUCAAUAUUGACUAAGGCCACCAUGAAGAAAGAUUUGCAUUGAUUUCUCUCACAGUUUAUUUAUCAAUGUUUUACCGCCACCUCACUGUUUUUCAUAAUUUUUCAAUGCAGCUCUCUGUUUAUCGCUACAUUUGCAUAAUUUAUCUGACAAUUUUACUGUAUCUGCAGACAUAAUUGAAAAAAUGUGGACUUGUGCUGUUUACAGGACAACUUUAAAGCCAAAUAUUGUCUCAAACAAGAGUCUACAGGCCUGCUAAUUAGACAAAGUACAGCAUGAGGCUGAUGGGAAUAUCAUUAGUUUUGCAGGUAUUUAGUCAUAAAUCAAAUUAUUUGACUAUGAAAGGUUAAGAGAUUACAAAAGAUAUUACACUUCAUCCCGAGGGCAACAUUAAUGUGUGUACAAAAUUUCAUGGUAAUCCAUCCAAUAGCUGUCAAGACAUUUCGCGAAAAAACAGAAAUGUCAACCUCAUUGUGGUGCUAGAGGAGAAGUCAAGGGACAACUAAAGUCAGUAGGGUUCAUCCUCUGGGAACCAUUAAUGUUUAUACAAAAAUUCAUGGCAAUAAAUCUGAUAGUCGUUGAGAUAUUUUGGUAUGAUCGGGUGAGCCAACUGACCCAGAGCCACACCGUUAAUAUGUGUCAUGAAGAAGGCUUCCUUUGAAAGCUGGAACCUAAUUCUUCCUAUGAUAAACAUUAUGACGUAAGGUUUACGAAAAACUUAUCAGCGGAAUAUAGCUCAAAGAUGAAUAGUAUAUCCCUGUUUCUUUUUGUGCUGCCUGCUCUGAACAUCAAUUUAGCCAGUUGCAGAGUUUCUCCAUCUGUCACCCCCUGCCUGCAGUGUUUAUUCCUACUUUCCUCAGCAGUGUUUAUCUAUAUACUGGUAUGUGAGCUGAAGAGGGGAGAAGGAUGUAUCACAGUCCAUAAAUCAUCUGCAAGACACGGGAAAAUUAGGGCUUCAGCGAGAGCACACAAGGAGGAAACAUUAGCCGUAAGCCGUAUUUGCAUGCUGGAAAAUAGGGAAUCUGUUUAAAGUUGGGAAAAAAAAUCUACAAAGAUUUUGGAUAUAUGAAUAAAUGUAACAGGAAUGUGAAAUACUGUAAAAGUGUGCUUGUGUUUUAGGGAAACUUCAAAAUACUUGUAUUUGAAGACUAAAAGUUGUCUUUGCUGUAAAGAUCCUCUCCAUGGAAAUGAGAUUUUUAUUUGAGGCUUGAAUAAACACAGAAUAUA
Thunnus maccoyii (southern bluefin tuna) is the source of this 3668-nucleotide messenger RNA. Its product is annotated as G-protein coupled bile acid receptor 1-like. Gene Ontology annotation, molecular function: G protein-coupled bile acid receptor activity. The transcript is spliced from 4 exons. Lineage: Eukaryota; Metazoa; Chordata; Actinopteri; Scombriformes; Scombridae. Gene Ontology annotation, cellular component: membrane. Gene Ontology annotation, biological process: G protein-coupled receptor signaling pathway. The record is from RefSeq and is a predicted model, not a curated record. Bases 1362 to 2381 code for a protein of 339 amino acids.